This is a messenger RNA of Entrophospora sp. SA101, 879 nucleotides long. The record is from the annotation of a GenBank genome assembly. NCBI's taxonomy places the organism in Eukaryota, Fungi, Glomeromycota, Glomeromycetes, Entrophosporales, Entrophosporaceae.
AUGCCACCAUCUGUUACUACCGAAGUACAAGCACAUAAAUUUACAGGACAUCUUGGAAAUUUAAGUCCACAACAAGCAGAAGCACUAGAACAAUUUCGACAAGAACUUAAAGACGAGGGUGUGUUUAACGAGGACCGACACGAUGAUGAUUAUUUACUCAGGUUUUUAAGAGCAAGAAAAUUUGAUCUAGUUAAAACCAAAAAAAUGUUUAUUGAUUGUGAAAACUGGAGAAAAGAUUUUGGUGUUGAUGAGUUGGUUAAGACGUUUGAUUAUAAGGAACGUGAUGAAGUGAUGAAAUAUUAUCCAAGAUAUUAUCACAAAACUGAUAAGGAUGGUCGACCUAUUUAUAUUGAAGAAAUUGGCAAAGUUGAUAUUAAAUCUUUAUAUCAGGUUACCACAGUUGAACGACAAAUUCAAAAUUUAGUGGUCGAGUAUGAAAAACUUGGUUAUAUUAGAUUACCAGCUUGUUCAUUAAAACAGGGUGAACUUAUUGAAACAACAUGUACAAUUUUAGAUCUUAAAGGUGUUUCUAUUCGAUCAUUCUCUAAUGUUUUUGGAUUUGUGAAACAAGCGUCUAAUAUUGGUCAAAAUUAUUAUCCUGAACGUAUGGGUAAGUUUUACAUCAUUAAUGCUCCGAUGCUUUUCGCUUCUGUUUGGGGUUUAGUGAAACCAUUACUUGAUGAGGUUACAGCUGCCAAAAUCAUAAUUUUAAAUAGCAAGUAUCAACAAACUUUAUUGGAAAACAUUCCAGCUGAAAAUUUACCAGCUGCUUUUGGUGGAAGUUGUAAUUGUAAAAAUGGUUGUCAAUUUUCUGAUGCUGGUCCAUGGCAAGAAGAAAAACAACUCAUUGUUAAUGGGUCCAAAGAAAAUUUUAUUUAA